Molecule: messenger RNA, 303 nt
Organism: Phycomyces blakesleeanus NRRL 1555(-)
Lineage: Eukaryota; Fungi; Mucoromycota; Mucoromycetes; Mucorales; Phycomycetaceae
Exons: 1
Coding region: 1-303 (100 amino acids)
Source: RefSeq, a predicted model, not a curated record
AUGCGCCAAACUUGGAAUCUGUCACGUCUUUAUGAAGAUAAUGUCAGAUCAUUAUAUGUCACCACCUUUGUCACCAAAUCCGCCCCCCUUCUCACUAUACUGCAAGACCUUGUCCAGAAUCCGCCAACCCUAUGUCCACCCAUUGAUGCUCUUACUAACUCUUUCAAUGCACUCAUGUAUGACUCUCUUAGUAGCUCAAUUGGUUCUCACCCCCCUUGCCCCUCACAUUGGAAAUCGUUUUGGACCCCUGCAUUGCAAGCUGCAGCCGACCAUAGAGAUGGUUGUUACAAGCAAUGGCGUUGA